Molecule: messenger RNA, 2286 nt
Organism: Ustilaginoidea virens
Lineage: Eukaryota; Fungi; Ascomycota; Sordariomycetes; Hypocreales; Clavicipitaceae
Exons: 4
Coding region: 1-2286 (761 amino acids)
Biological process (GO): regulation of DNA-templated transcription; DNA-templated transcription
Molecular function (GO): DNA-binding transcription factor activity, RNA polymerase II-specific; zinc ion binding; DNA binding
Source: RefSeq, a predicted model, not a curated record
AUGCAACACCAGCAUGUCGACCCGUCCAUGGUGAAGCUGACGCGAGGGACAAGUUGCGUGCUUUGCCAGCAGCGCAAGGUGCGUUGCGACAAAACUAAGCCUUGCGCCAACUGUGUCAAAGCUGGCGUCGAGUGCAAAGUCGUUCCCUCGCAGCCUCCCAAGCGACGCAAGAAGCGCCUCCAGGAGAAGGAUCUUGUCGAACGCUUGAAAAAGUACGAAGCCUUGUUGGCCGAGAAUGGGGUCAAAUUUGAUGCCAUAGGCCACGAUUUGAGGACGGACGGUCCCCAUACUGAGGAGGUGGAGGAUCUGCAAACCGAUUUCGAGGCACUGAAAACCUCUCCCGAGGCGAGCAUGUCGCCGUCUGCGUCUUCACAAAAGCUGGAAAAACACGGGAGCUCAAUCUUCUCCCUCCAUAGAGAAUUUCGCGCAAGCGAGCAGCUGCUCCACGAUUCUUCCGAGGAUGAUGAAGAAGAGUCCACCAUACAUCGCGCCUUUGAUAUAAUGUUCUCCAAUGGCGACGGCUUCCCCUUUGUCUUUUCCGGCCGCCAGCACUCUACCGCCCACUGUCAUCCAUCCCCCAUUCACAUCUUCCAACUCUGGCAAAUCUACAUUGACAAUGUCAACUCGCUCUUAAAAAUCACCCACGUGCCUAGCAUACAGGGGCAGAUUAUCCAAGCGUCUUCCAACUUGGAAAAUGCGCCGAAAAACAUUGAAGCCCUCAUGUUUGGUAUAUAUGCUAUCGCGCUGCAAUCCAUGGAAGACGAAGACGUCGAGAAGAUGCUGAAGCAGUCAAAGAAAGACGCGUCGGAGCAGUUUUUUACCAGCUUGCAGCAGGCGUUGCUGAAUGCGGGUUUUAUGAGAACCAACGACUUUAUCUCUCUUCAGGCAUAUGUACUGUAUCUGUUUGCCGUCAGACGGUCAAUGGACCCCCGUCAAGUCUUCUGUCUCAUUGGCAUAGCUGUCCGCAUAGCUCAACGUAUGGGCCUCCACCGCGACCCAGCAGGCUACGGCCUCCCGCCCUUUGAAGUCGAGCAGCGCCGUCGCCUCUGGUGGACAAUCGUCAGCUACGAUCGUCGCAUUGGCGAAAUGACGGGCUCGACCGUCACGGCCCUCUCCAGCGGUGGCGACUGCCGACUGCCCCUCAACGUCAACGACUCGGACCUCCACGUAGACGGCAAAGAGCUUCCUACCCCCCACACGGGCCCAACAGAGAUGCUCUUCGCCCUGACACGGCUUGAAAUCGCAAUGGCAGUGGCUAGCAAUAGCGACCGCGACAGUGCAAAAGUCAACCCCGACAAACCCAGCCCGUCACAAUUGCCCUCGGCGAGCGGAAGGCAAUCCCCUGUGCCGACGAUCCGCAUCGCCGGUCAGGAUUCUCCCGCCUAUACCCUCGAUGGCUUCUGCGCUCACAUGGAAGGUACAUAUCUGCAGUAUUGCGAUCCCAAGAUCCCUCUGCACUUCUUCACAAUCACCAUGACAAGACAGACGCUCUCCAAGAUGCGCGUAAUCAACUACCUCAUGCGCAUGUAUGCCGCCGAACAUCCGCUCAAGGAAAUGGAGCGCGACAGCCUCUUCCUCCUCUCCGUGCAAAUGGUGGAAUACGACAACGUCGUCCACUCUUCCGAGUCCCUCAAGCCAUUCAAAUGGUUCACAACGCACCACUUCCCCUUUCCGGCCUACAUGUUCCUCGUGCAGGAGCUCCGCCAGCGAUGCUACGGCCCCAUGGUGGAGCGCGCAUGGGAUGCAAUCGCGUCAAACCACAAGCUCCGCGGCAUGAUUCACAACAUGCACAGCCCCAUGCACGCCGCCUUUGGACGACACUUUAUCAAGGCGUGGGACGCGCACGUCGAGGCCUGCCUUGCCAAUGGCAAGGAACCCCCACUCACUCCGCCCUUCGUCGCGGUGCUACGCGAGCGCAACGACAUGAAGCGCAGGGAUAAGAGCCAGACUCUUUCUCUUUCCCAACCCCAGGGGUCCCAGCUGCAAGACGACGAGGCGUCUCCCGGCACGAGCGACACGAACGUGAUGCUGACGCCGCCGUCGAUGGGGCAGCCUCUGGGGAGCAGCGCAGCAAGUAGUAUCAGACUGGACGGGACUCCCAUACAGGAUACGUCCGAAAUGGACUGGAGCUAUUUCAUCUCGAACUACGACCCCUCGCUGGGGCUGGGCUCUCCGUUCCCUGGGUUUCAGGGCUUCGGACCAUAUGGACCAGCCCCGGGGGCAUCGGGCCCUGGACUACAUAGGAUGGGGGGCGGCAUGGGACCAGGAGCUGGUGGCAUGUACUGA